Hydatigera taeniaeformis is the source of this 1326-nucleotide messenger RNA. NCBI's taxonomy places the organism in Eukaryota, Metazoa, Platyhelminthes, Cestoda, Cyclophyllidea, Taeniidae. The record is from the annotation of a GenBank genome assembly.
AUGGGUGACACACUCACCGACCUCUAUGCCAUUCCUUCACCCGAGCAACUCGACAUCCGCAAAGCCAGCAUCAUUAGCACAGACAGUUACACGGAUGAAAGGCUUGACUUCUGCCCCGUGGGCCUAAAGCAGAAAGAGCCGAAUUUUGGGCUUCUCUUUGACAUCGACGGAGUUCUGCUACGUGGCGCCACUCCAAUACCGGAGGCGCUUUUGGCUAUGGACUUGCUGAAGGGACGCAAUGGCAAACUCCGGGUGCCGAUCGCUUUUGUGACGAACGCCUGUGGAAACGCGCAAGCAAAGGUGGAUCAGCUGUCAUCCAUUUUCAACAUUGACCUGCAACCAGAACAAGUGAUAUUCGCGCCCAGCCCCUUCCAGAGUUUUACCCAUUGGCAUGACAUGCGGGUGCUGGUGGUGGGCCAAGGGGACAUGAAGAAGAUCGCGGAAGAUCUCGGAUUCAAAUAUGUCUACACCAUGGAGCAAGUUGCAGAGGCUUGGCCCCUCCUCGAUAUGGUGAACCACGAAAACCGCAAGAUUGUGGCCGAAGGAUACAAGGAGAACAAAGACUUUCCACAAAUUGAAGCUAUCGUGCUGAUGGGGGAGCCUGUUCAAUGGGAGAUGUACUUGCAAUUGCUCAUUGAUCUACUAAUGACAAAUGGAAAGCCGGACCACAAACCUGAAGCCAGCCCAAAGAACCAUCUACCUGUUUUAGCCUGCAACAUGGAUCUCCUUUACAUGGGUCAGGCCUGCAUGCCCAGAUUUGGACAUGGUGCCUUCCUCGUCUGCUUGGAGUCACUCUACGAACGAGUUUCGGGCUAUCCCUUGAAGUACACGGCCUUGGUUGGUAAGCCGAGUGAAAUCACCUACCGAUUCUCGGAGCACAUAUUGAGCAAGGCUGCUAAGCGCAUGGGCAUCACACGACCUCUCAGGAAAAUCUACUUCUUCGGGGACAAUCCAGAAGUGGACAUCCUGGGUGCCAACCUGUACAAUAUGUACCUGCGUCGCUACCGCCGUCUGUCUGGGGGACGGGAUGUCUCCGGCCCCGAGCAAAGUCAGUUGCACAUGAAGGCUGCUGUCGCCUCUUCCCGCACUGUCCCGGCCGACGCCACAUUCCUCCCGCAAACCUGCCGAGGAGUUGAGUCAAUUCUCGUGCAGACAGGUGUCUACAAGCCCGGUGAUCGUCAGGCGAAGCGUUCAAAGCCACUGCAUUGUCAUCGCGACUUCAUGGGUGCAGUUGACCUCAUUUUGCCGAGCUUUGAAGCGACUAACGUGCUGGAGGGUAUUAAGCUCCUCCUCGUCGAGGAGUCUUUUGAUCCAAAGUUACCCUGA